Molecule: messenger RNA, 1667 nt
Organism: Lacerta agilis (Sand lizard)
Lineage: Eukaryota; Metazoa; Chordata; Lepidosauria; Squamata; Lacertidae
Gene: FICD
Product: FIC domain protein adenylyltransferase
Exons: 3
Coding region: 154-1542 (462 amino acids)
Molecular function (GO): protein binding
Source: RefSeq, a predicted model, not a curated record
GAUAAGAGACGGCCUGCCCUUCCAAUGGGCGGAGACGAAGUUGAGGAACUGGAGGUUGGAUUGGAGGGAGAGGAAGCGAUGCGCCAGGAGCGACAGGAGGGAGGUGAGGCCCGCAAGAGAAGGAAUGUGCCUCUCGCCCUUCCCUGAGGCCAGAUGAACCUUGUAUCGAUGGCAGCUGUGGUGGCAGUGGCAGAGCCGGAGCUGAAAUGGGUGUCCCUGUGGCUCCGUGUCCGCUGGGCGGCGGUGCUGGUGGUCCUGCUGGCUGCACUCCUCAUGUUGCUGCUCCCGUUGACGUCCGUGGAAGACCAGUGCCAUGCCUUUUACAAGAGCUUGUCCUUGCUGAAGAGCAAGCUGGGAUUGGGCUACACAGGGAUCACCACGUACACAGGGCAGACGACGGGCCUCAGCGUGACCUCGGGUGGAUUGCAGCUGCUGGUGUUGAAGCCCAAAGCCUCCCAAGAGGUCAAGUUAGAAGCCAGAGCAGCCCUGAACCAGGCCCUGGAGAUGAAGAGGCAAGGUAAACGGGAGAAAGCCCACAAGCUUUUCUUGCACGCCCUCAAGAUGGACCCCGAUUACGUUGAUGCCUUGACCGAAUUUGGCCUCUUCUCUGAAGAAGAGAAGGACAUAAUUCAGGCUGACUACUUGUAUUCCAAAGCCCUGACCAUCUCUCCCCAUAACGAGAAAGCUCUGAUCAAUCGUGACCGGACGUUGCCCCUCGUUGAAGAGAUUGACCAGAGGUACUUCAGCAUCAUUGACAGCAAAGUCCAAAAGGUCAUGUCCAUCCCAAAAGGCAGCUCCGCUCUCCGCAGGGUGAUGGAAGAGUCUUACUACCACCACAUCUACCACACGGUGGCCAUCGAAGGGAACACCUUGACGCUUUCUGAAAUACGGCACAUAAUCGAGACGCGGUACGCCGUUCCCGGCAAGAGUCUGGUGGAGCAGAACGAGGUCAUCGGCAUGCAUGCGGCCAUGAAGUACGUCAACACCACGCUGGUGUCCAGGAUUGGGUCCGUGACCCUCACGGACAUCUUGGAGAUUCACAGGAGAGUGCUUGGCUACGUGGACCCAGUAGAGGCUGGGAGGUUUCGGACUACCCAGGUCUUCGUAGGGCACCACAUCCCUCCGCACCCUUGCGACGUCGAAAAGCAAGUGCUCGAGUUUGUACAGUGGAUCAACUCCGAAGAUGCCAUGAGCCUGCACCCAGUUGAAUUUGCCGCCUUGGCCCACUACAAGCUGGUCUACAUCCACCCCUUCGUAGACGGCAACGGCAGGACUUCACGACUCUUGAUGAACCUCAUCCUCAUGCAGGCGGGCUACCCGCCCAUCACCAUCCGCAAGGAACAGCGGGCGGAGUACUACCACGUCUUGGAAGUGGCCAACGAAGGCGACGUCCGGCCCUUCAUCCGUUUCAUUGCCAAAUGCACCGAGACCACUUUGGACAUGCUGCUCAUAGCCACAACUGAGUAUUCCGUUGGUUUGCCCGAAGCACAUGGCAGCACCACGGAUUGCAAGCAGACCAUCCCAGUCAAAACCCGAACAUGAAUGCGAGUGUAGGGGUCGGAACCUGCUUGGCAUUAUCGAACACAUGACUACUGGCACUUUCUUUUUAAGCAUUUCAUUUAUUUAAAUAGGUUUUAAGUUAAAUAUUGGGGGGGUCAAGAAUAUUU